AUGGAAUUGCCGCACUACAUUCAAAUUUCGAACUGUCACGUGCCCCGAUCACCAUACAUGUACUAUGCGGACAACAGCAGUGUUGAACAAAUGCUCAAUCGCGUUAACAGCUGCUUUUGGCGGCAACUCGCUGGCGUUUCCCCCCUCCCCCUUCAAAAAAGCAACAUAACACCACCGGUGGGAACAGCUUUUGAGAUGGGUGGCCCCAGGGCGUACAACAUGUUGCGAAGAGAAUAAAGUAGACCGCCCACCCCCCACCGUGUUUCCCCCCGAUCACAUAAACUACGAAUGCAAGUUGUCGCGGUGAGACACACAAUAAACAACGAUACACAGGAGCUGAGAGGUUCAUGGCCUCUUGGCACAAGGGCAAGGAGGAGGCCAGCCGACAACGAGCCAUCAAACGAGGAGACAGCGGGCCCAAAAAUAGUCUAGAUACGGCACCAAUCAACGGGGCGGUAGGGGGGCGGAAGGAAACGGCGCGGCGGGAAGAAAGCAAGCGAGAAGAGACCGACCGCGUGACGUGACAUGUUGCGGUCGAAUUUCAACGACUAAUUUUUCUGUUGCCCUCUCCCCCGUUUGCUGUCGCGUUCAGACUGUCUCUAGGGAUAUCCCUGUCUCUGUGCGAGUUUGUUUGUGUCCUCGUCUUUGCUUUAUUCUGUUUUAUUUUGUCUUUUGUUUUGUUUUUUACUGGCACGUACCCCCGCCCCUUCCUUUGGCCGUCGACCUGCCUCCAUGUAGUGGGAGGCUACCCCCCCAGGCUGGUGGUGCGGCCGUUCCACUCGUCUAAUUAUUUAUUUUAUUUUAUUUAAAUUGUUUCUGAUUCUAUUUUGUUUUCUUGUAUUUUAUCGCUCUGCUGACCCUUGGGGUCCAUUUUAUUUUGGUAUACCUUUUCUAGGUACGUUAGCCUGUGACCACGGAAAUUGGCCGAGUCAAGUGAUGGAUUAGUACGGAGAGAUUGAGACAGAAGGAGGUACUGGAUAGAGAGACCGGGAUGGUUUUUAAUGUGAAGACAACAACAACAACAACAACACUCAUGCACCAAGUCAAAACUGUAGUCACAAACCCUUGUGCGUUUCGCAGUGUGUCGUUCUGCCCUCGGUACGGUGAUCCCCUCCCUGGUCGACCUACUCUACAACGAUGAUGGAACUUAUGUGCAUGUGGCACACCGGUGCUGUGUCACUUUGGCCGAUUGGCAUGACUUCCGGAACAAUAUUCUAAAUCUCAGCGAAAUAAACAGUGGUGUGUAUUCUUNAGACCGGGAUGGUUUUUAAUGUGAAGACAACAACAACAACAACAACACUCAUGCACCAAGUCAAAACUGUAGUCACAAACCCUUGUGCGUUUCGCAGUGUGUCGUUCUGCCCUCGGUACGGUGAUCCCCUCCCUGGUCGACCUACUCUACAACGAUGAUGGAACUUAUGUGCAUGUGGCACACCGGUGCUGUGUCACUUUGGCCGAUUGGCAUGACUUCCGGAACAAUAUUCUAAAUCUCAGCGAAAUAAACAGUGGUGUGUAUUCUUGAAAUAGUUUCCGCGCCACGGCCCUUCGAAAUAAGUCGGAUAGAAGAAAACCGAUCGAAAAUAGUAAGACCAGUGGCGACAUGGGAGUGAACCGCUACCCGUCAACAUUCGAAAUAUGUGUCACCUUUGCGCGUACACACGAGCGAGAGUGCGUUACGAUCGCUGCCAAUCUCACCCGUUCUUCCUACCUCUCUCUACCUUGUUCCCGUGCACCCCUGGCCCAGUUUCGUCGAAGGACAACCUGGGGACCAACUACCGUCGGGCAGCCAAGACGAAGACGCCAUCGAGUACCUUCUGGACGGAGUCUACCACAUGAAUCCGGAACGGGGAACGCAGAGGACCCGAUCGAGUUGGAAGAGAGAGGUGGCGGUGAGGGAGAGGGUUGGGAAGAUGACUCUGGGGAAUCGUCACCGACGGAGAGCGAGGACGGCUGGAGGAGUGGAAAGCAGCGGUGAUGACUCACCGGCGGGGGAGGGGGGGAUGAAAAAGGAGCCAGAAGACGAUACGCCGGGCAACGGGGAUGAUGUCCCCUACGAAGAAAUCGCACGAGAAGAGGCCGGUUUUCCGCAGAGGCCCAACAAGUGGAUGCACCAGUAUCUCCUGACAUUCUGUUCGUCAUCGCCCGCUACGGCAACGCCUACUUCCUCUGCUGCGGUAGUUGCCCCGUCGUCAUGGGUGCAACACGGUCUGCAACACGGUCCGCCCUCCCGGGAUUCACCGGGGCGCGGAAGAGGGUUGGUGUUGGUGGGAGAGCGGCACGUCCCCUUGCUAGCGCGGCUGGACACGUGAGAAUUUAGAGAGAGUUUGUGUGUGUGCGUUUUUUUUGUGUACGGGCUAUGGCAGCCAUGCUUGUCAUGCCCUCUCCCCCUCUGUCCCCUUGUGCCCAAGUUUUUUUGUAAAGACGUUGUUUGCACCGUCCGGCAUGCCUUCUCUUUGGGUGUUUUUUUUCUUGUAGCGAUUGUGUGUUUUUUUUGGCGUACGGGCCACGGCAGUAACGCUUGUCAUGCCCCCCCCCUCCCCUUUGUUCCCACGUUUUUUGUAAAGACGUCGUUGCACCGUCCGACAUGUCUUCUCUUUGGGUAUGUUCAUUUGUCUUGUAGCGUUUGGUUUAUUUUUGUGUACGGGCUGUGGCAGCCAUGCUUGUCAUGCCCUCCCCCCCUCGGUCCCCUUGUGCCCAAGUUUUAUUGUAAAGACGUUGUUUGCACCGUCCGACAUGCCUUCUCUUUGGGUGUUUUUUUUCUUGUAAACGGUUGUGAUUUUUUUUGGCGUACGGGCUACGGCAGUAACGCUUGUCAUGCCCCCCCCCCCUUCGUCCCCACGUUUUCCNCCCCCCCCCCCCCCCCCCCCUUCGUCCCCACGUUUUCCUGUAAAGACUUUGUUGCACCAUCCGACAAUGUCUUCUCUUUGGGUGUUGAGUUUUUUCUUGUCAACUGUUGUGUGUUUAAUUUUGCGUAUGGGCUUCGGCAGCCAUGCUUGUCAUGCCCUCUCCCCCUCGGUCCCCUUGUGCCCAAAUUUUAUCGUAAAGGCGUUUUGUUUGCACCGUCCGAUAUGCCUUCUCUUUGGGUGUUUGUUUUUUUUCUUGUAAACGGUUGUGAUUUUUUUUGCUUGUGAUCUGCGGCAGUAAUGCUUGUCAUGCCCCCCCCCCUUCCCCACGUUGCUAGCAAAGACGUUAUUGCACCCUGUUCCCCCGACCCUGUUAUGCCGGUUGUUUCGCCGUGCGUGUGUGUGACCAGCGUCGUCUGCACGGUCUUCGCGCUCAUCAACGACAUCUGGUAGAUGCUUGCAAAGCAGUUGCCCCUGCCGAGUAUGGUCAGCCAGGCCAGUACCUGCACCAGCAAGUGCAUCAAGGAAUGUACACACGGGAUAUCGCGGUGUCAAUUAGUGAUGUGAUGUGGUUGCGUGUACCGUAUGUCGUGUGGAAGCAUCUAACGGGCGGGAGGACUGAGCAUUGCGCCGUACGCUAGCCAACAGAACGACUGCCAGUUUAGCUAUGCGAUGUCGCGCCGACUGCAGCGCUCUUCUCCUGCGUUAUCUCGGACGCCAGUUCAACCCGAUGUGACUUCACAACGGUGGUGCUGCAGUUGUACAUAGCAGCAGUUGAACCAAAAGUUUACAUCAUGCUGUACCUACAGACAACACCGACGAAACACUGUCCGGUGAACAUAUGCUGUUGUGCACGACAGCAGAGCGGCCGGGUGCACUUUUUUCGAGGGUUGGAGAGCACGGCCGGUGGUCACCAACCGCGUCUCGUCAACGACAUGCCCAGGAGACGGCAUGCAGCUGAUACACAAUACAACAUGCGCCUGGUUCCUCCGCCUAAUGCACUCUACACAACAGCAGCAGCAGCAGUCCCCUCCUUGUUGGUUGUGGACAGAGCACCUGAACUGCUGUACGUUUUGAGUAACGUGUUCGAGCCCGACUGAACACGGGGCUAUUUUGCCAGUUGUCAUUUUUUUUUUUUUCUUAAUAUAACACAACGAGUCCAUCUCUAUCAUAGAGAAGAGUCAGAGACAGAUUAACAAUGGAAUCAUAGCGUCAGAGAAAACUACCUGUGUGUCUACGAUUUCCCAGACAGCAUAUAGGGACAUCUCCCCUGUGGGUAACAGGCUCAACAAAUCAGUUUGGUAGCUGUCUUGUGUGUCUCAUAUAUGUUAUGUUGGGAAGGUGCAGACGAGAGGUGUUGGGUACUGUUGGUUAGUCGGGCGUUUUGUGUGUGGCACCCUGUUAGUUGUAGGACAUAACAGUCUCCAUCAGUUUACAUACGUAUUUUUAGUUUGGUAUGCAUAUGUGCGGAGUAUGUGCGCCUGAU
Molecule: messenger RNA, 4329 nt
Organism: Ectocarpus sp. CCAP 1310/34
Lineage: Eukaryota; Phaeophyceae; Ectocarpales; Ectocarpaceae
Source: the annotation of a GenBank genome assembly